CCGUUUCGGGGCAGGGCCCGGCCCCGUCUGGCUGGAUGGGCUCAGGUGCAUUGGCAACGAAACCAACAUCGCGCAGUGCCCAGGCAUCACCUGGGGGCCGCACACCUGUGACCACCUGGAGCACGCCGGGGUCAUGUGCUCAGGUGCCCCCCCAGCAGGUAACUCCAGCUCAGGUGAGGUGAGGUUGGUGGAGGGGCCUCACCUGUGCAUGGGACGUGUCGAGGUGCUCCACGACGGCCAAUGGGGGACGGUCUGUGAUGACAACUGGGACCUGAAGGAGGCUCAGGUGGUCUGUCGCCAGUUGGGCUGUGGGGAGGCCCAGGCCGCCCACGGCCAUGCCCACUUUGGGCGGGGGACGGGGCCCAUCUGGCUGGACGACGUCACCUGCAUGGGAGAGGAGACACACCUGGCGCAGUGCCACGCCCGGCCCUGGGGGAAGAACAACUGCCACCACGGCGAGGACGCAGGCGUGGUGUGCUCAGGUGCCAACGUGACGGAGGAGCAGCCCCAGGUGCGCCUGGCAGGCGGCCCCACCCCCUGCGCAGGGCGGGUGGAGGUGCUGCACGAGCACAGGUGGGGCACGGUCUGCGACGACAGUUGGGACCUACAGGACGCGCGGGUCACCUGCCGCCAGGUGGGCUGCGGGGAUGCUGUGGCUGCCCCUGGCCACGCCCGCUUUGGGGAAGGGGCGGGGCCCAUCCUGCUGGACCAGGUGGGCUGCACAGGUGAGGAAAACACCUUGGCCGAGUGCGACCUUGGCGCCUGGGGGGUUCACAACUGCAACCACGAGGAGGACGCAGGUGUGGUGUGCACAGGUCCCACCCCCCUGCAGGUGCGGCUGCGGGAUGGCCCCGGGCCCUGCGCGGGGCAGGUGCAGGUGCUGCACAACCACACCUGGCUGGGCGUGUGCGGCCACACCUGGAGCCUGCUGGAGGCACAGGUGGUGUGCAGGGAGCUGGGCUGCGGCCCCGCCCUCAGCGCACCUGUCAGGGCUCACCCGGCCCCAGGGACGAUGAUGGAGGGUCUCACCUGUCGGGGCUCUGAGACGCUGCUCCUGGAGUGCCUGAGGGAGGGGUCAGGGCCGGGCACCUGCCACGCAGGUGGGGCCGCAGGUGUGGUGUGCACCAUGCCCAAAGGUACGCCCCCAACCUGUGUACCCCUGGUGGCCCUGCUGGCGCUGAUGACGUCACUCAGUGGGGUCCUGCUCUGGCUCACCUUGAGGACCAGGUGUCUGGGAGCAGCCCCAGGUCACCUGGGGUCCAUUUACCUGCCCAGGAGGGUCCCCUCCGAGGAGAUGGAGACACUGCAGCUCAUCAAGGACGAUGCCCCCUGACCUCACCUGUCACCUGCUACCCCCCAAAACACACCUGGGGGAGCUCAGGUGUCCCCACACACAUGAGGCAGGUGUGGGGGGGGAAAGCAAGUGGGAAAAUGAGGUGGAAAUUAAUAAAAUUGGGGGUUUCAACCA
Molecule: messenger RNA, 1468 nt
Organism: Myiozetetes cayanensis
Lineage: Eukaryota; Metazoa; Chordata; Aves; Passeriformes; Tyrannidae
Product: scavenger receptor cysteine-rich domain-containing group B protein-like
Exons: 7
Coding region: 134-1333 (399 amino acids)
Cellular component (GO): membrane
Source: RefSeq, a predicted model, not a curated record